AUGCCCAUGCAGGGAGCCCAGGGAAGGCUGCGGGUCUCCCUCAACAGCACACCCCUGGCCGCACCCCACUCGGGGCUGGCUGCUAACCAGACGGCUCCUUGGUGCUUGGAAGUGUCCGUCCCUGAUGGGCUCUUCCUCUCGCUGGGGCUGGUGAGCCUGGUGGAGAACAUGCUGGUGGUGGCUGCCAUCGUCAAGAACCGCAACCUGCACUCACCCAUGUACCACUUCAUCUGCUGCCUGGCCGUGUCCGACCUGCUGGUGAGCAUGAGCAACGUGCUGGAGACGGCCGUCAUGCUGCUGCUGGAGGCGGGUGCACUGGCUGCACGGGCCAGCGUGGUGCAGCAGCUGCACAGUGCCAUUGACGUGCUCAUCUGUGGCUCCAUGGUCUCCAGCCUCUGCUUCCUGGGCGCCAUCGCGGUGGACCGCUACAUCACCAUCUUCUAUGCUAUGCGCUAUCACAGCAUCGUGACGCUGCCCCGGGCGCGCCGGGCCGUUGCCGCCAUCUGGGCGGCCAGCGCCUUUUGCAGCGCCCUCUCUGUCACCUACUACGACCGCCCGGCCGUGCCGCUCUGCCUCGCCAGCUUCUUCCUGGCCCUGGUGGCACUCAUGGCGGUGCUCUAUGUGCACAUGCUGGCCCGGGCCUGCCACCACGCCCGCGGCAUCGCCCGGCUGCACAAGCAGUGGCGGCCGGUCCGCCAGGGCCUUGGCCUCAAGGGCGCCGCCACCCUCUCCAUCCUGCUGGGUUGCUUCUUCCUCUGCUGGGGCCCUUUCUUCCUGCACCUCACGCUCAUUGUGCUUUGCCCUCAGCACCCCGCCUGCAGCUGCGUCUUCAAGAACUUCAACCUCUUCCUCACCCUCACUCUCUGCAACUCCAUCGUGGACCCCCUCAUCUAUGCCUUCCGCAGCCAGGAGCUCCGCAAGACACUCAAGGAGGUGCUGCUGUGCUCCUGUGGCCCCAAAGGCCUGCUGCUCGCAGCGCCGCCCCUCCCUCUGCGCGUGCAGCCCAAAUCCCGGGGGCCCGGCCCGGCCUGGCCCGGGCGCGCAGGUCCGCCCAGGAGGGGCCGCGCCCGCCGCAUUGUGGCCGGUCGGAGGCACGGUCGAUGCGCGGUGCUGAUGCUGCGGAGCCGGUGCCGCAGUGCGCGGAGGCCGCGGAUUGGCCGCCCGGCGCUGACGCGAGCGGCCGGGCGGGGCCUCGGCUAUAAGAGCGCGCGGCCGGGCCCCGCGCCUCCUCCGCAGCCACCGGGUCCGCGCCGUCCUGCCUCCGCCAGCGCCGAGAUGAGGGAGAUCGUGCACAUCCAGGCCGGCCAGUGCGGCAACCAGAUCGGGGCCAAGUUCUGGGAAGUCAUCAGUGAUGAGCAUGGCAUCGACCCCAGUGGCAACUACGUUGGGGACUCAGACCUGCAGCUGGAGCGGAUCAGUGUCUACUACAAUGAGGCCUCCUCUCACAAGUAUGUGCCUCGGGCCAUCCUGGUGGACUUGGAGCCUGGCACCAUGGACAGCGUCCGGUCUGGGGCCUUUGGGCACCUCUUCAGGCCUGACAACUUCAUCUUUGGUCAGAGCGGAGCUGGCAACAAUUGGGCCAAAGGUCACUACACAGAGGGUGCGGAGCUGGUGGACUCAGUCCUGGACGUCGUGCGGAAGGAGUGUGAAAACUGCGACUGCCUGCAGGGCUUCCAGCUGACCCACUCACUGGGUGGGGGCACAGGCUCCGGCAUGGGCACGCUGCUUAUCAGCAAGGUGCGUGAGGAGUACCCCGACCGCAUCAUGAACACCUUCAGUGUGGUGCCCUCACCCAAGGUGUCAGACACCGUGGUGGAGCCCUACAAUGCCACACUGUCCAUCCACCAGCUGGUGGAGAACACGGACGAGACCUACUGCAUCGACAAUGAGGCCCUCUACGACAUCUGCUUCCGCACCCUCAAGCUGGCCACACCCACCUAUGGCGACCUCAACCACCUUGUGUCAGCCACCAUGAGUGGUGUCACCACCUCCCUCCGCUUCCCUGGGCAGCUCAACGCAGACCUGCGAAAGCUGGCCGUGAACAUGGUGCCCUUCCCCCGUCUGCACUUCUUCAUGCCUGGCUUUGCCCCACUCACUGCCCGGGGCAGCCAGCAGUACCGGGCCCUGACCGUGCCUGAGCUCACCCAGCAGAUGUUUGACGCCAAAAAUAUGAUGGCAGCCUGUGACCCACGCCACGGCCGCUACCUCACUGUGGCCACUGUCUUCCGCGGACGCAUGUCCAUGAAGGAGGUGGACGAGCAGAUGCUGGCCAUCCAGAGCAAGAACAGCAGCUACUUCGUGGAGUGGAUCCCCAACAACGUCAAGGUGGCCGUGUGCGACAUCCCGCCCCGCGGCCUCAAGAUGUCCUCCACCUUCAUCGGCAACAGCACGGCCAUCCAGGAGCUGUUCAAGCGCAUCUCGGAGCAGUUCACCGCCAUGUUCCGGCGCAAGGCCUUCCUGCACUGGUACACGGGCGAGGGCAUGGACGAGAUGGAGUUCACCGAGGCCGAGAGCAACAUGAACGACCUGGUGUCCGAGUACCAGCAGUACCAGGACGCCACGGCCGAGGAGGAGGGCGAGAUGUACGAGGAUGAUGAAGAGGAGUCAGAGGCCCAGGGCCCCAAGUGA
Orycteropus afer afer is the source of this 2628-nucleotide messenger RNA. RefSeq names its product tubulin beta-3 chain. Lineage: Eukaryota; Metazoa; Chordata; Mammalia; Tubulidentata; Orycteropodidae. The transcript has 5 exons. Gene Ontology annotation, cellular component: microtubule; cytoplasm; membrane. Gene Ontology annotation, biological process: microtubule cytoskeleton organization; mitotic cell cycle; axon guidance. Gene Ontology annotation, molecular function: G protein-coupled receptor activity; GTP binding; structural constituent of cytoskeleton. The record is from RefSeq and is a predicted model, not a curated record. The coding region runs from base 1 to 2628 and encodes 875 amino acids.